AUGAAGCAUAGAACACUUCUGGCGUCUCUUUUAAUUUUGCCCUACUUUGGUUCGGUUAUCUGCAAUUUGUUCACCAAAGUAGAAUUGGGACCCAUCAAAGAUGAUGACACUAUACAUGGUUGUCUUUCCGGUGAAAAUGACAUAAGAAUUCAAGACGCUUUUUGGGAUAGUGUACAUGAUAAUUCAUGGAAGAGCUUGACAACUACUGCUCAUUGGCGCGCAACACCUACUAAAAACCAGAUGCAAGACAGUGUGCCUAACCAAGCAGAUCGUGGCCUGAAAGCUCUUCUUUCAAUGGUAGAUAAGAUAAACAGGGUAUUCAUUCCUAAUGCGGCACCCGAGCAUCGUCAUGUAGUUGAGGAUCUAAAAGUUCAGCUUGCACAGCAUGCGUCCAAGGUUUUGGGACAACACUGGCCGUAUCAAAAUACGCUGAUUGUUGACGAAACUGUUCAACAUAUUCUGAAAUCUGCGUUGGCAUUUAACAUCUUCCAGACUCAUACUUAUCUCCGUGACAGAGCUGCGACAGGUCAAUCUCAAUAUCGAUUAUCAGCAGCUUUUCUUACAUCGAAACCUGCACAUAUAUACGCCGGAGGAUAUCUAGCAAGUAUUGGGUUUUUGAACAUGGUAGAGCAUCUUGUGAUGGAUGGUCUCAGAGACGAAGGGUUGUUUAGACAGUUCUCUUUGCGAGAAGAUGCUUCAAUACCUUCCAAGAGGCAAUUGGCUGCUAACCAAGUAACAUCCAGGAUUGUGCACCAGAAUUCUGUGCUCACAUGGUGGAAGUGUCGGCUGAGCACCAAAGAUCCAUAUUAUUAUAUGUCCCGGAAUGAAGUCACUGCAGAGAAAAUAAAGAAGAAGCUCCGGGGUAUUGAGUUUAUUGGAACUCAAAACCACAUGAAUAUUUGGAAGAGACUUGUUGGUGUGGCUGAAACCAGUCGUCUUUCCAAGAAAAAAAAUGAAGACAUAUCAUCACUUCUGAAAAUCUAUCCAACCGCAAAGUUUUUUUUUAGAAGACUGAUGGAUAAUGACAACAAACAUGACUCGGAGAUUCUUGAAGAGUUGUGUGAAAUAUUGGAGAUCUUUGAUAGUUGUCAUGAUCACAGGGAUAGGCGCACAUUAAAAUUUGCUCAGGAUAUCAUCACUGAAUUGUUUAGGUUUAGUGAAGACACUCUGGCUUCAAUGAGAGAAACUGUAGUUCAAAGAGCAAAGUAUAUGGUGAUGUGGUGGGUACUUUCUCAAAGUGUUGCAAAAAUUAUCUUGAGGCUUGGACAGGAUCAUGGGUUGGAUUUUGAAGGGUUUGAUUACUCAGAUGUUCUACGAUAUGUCAAAUACUUGUGGCACUUUAUGGAUGAGAAACAGACCUUCAGAAAUGGUCUCAGCUUUACAAACCGCCAACCAAGAACUGCUUUUGCUUUGGGCAGGUAUUACUUCAUAUAUAUUGGUUGUCAGUUACACCUUCAAAAUUUAAUCACUCAAGAAGCAUCACACCUUUGGCCAAUGACAGGAAACUUAGUGGGGAGCAACAGCUUGGAAAGCAUAAUUUCUCUUGACAACAGCAUAACACACCCAUUUGGUGUUGAGAAAGAUUUACACAACCUCUUCUCUGAAUACAUGAAAAGCUUUGCAGAAACAUCACAGCAAAUGUUGCUGAUACACAAAGAUUCACAAAGUGAUACAGGUAUCAUAAUCCAAGAUAAGCAACGAGUUCCUGAAAAAAGGAAAUCCAGUGGCAAGGAUGAUGAAACAGCAUUUGAAUUCCCCAGAAAACAAUUGCCAAGAGUUGAAUCAGCAAAUGUCCCAGGUGACGAAAUUGAAGAGGGUGAAAUUGUGGAAAGCAUGGAUCAUAACAAUUCAGGAUACCCUGGUGGCUUUGACAAUAGUCAUUCAUCAAUGUUCCCAACCAGGAAUGAAGGCUCAAAAAGGAAGAAAGCAAAAUAUACAUCAAGCAGCCAAAGAGAAGUGCAUGGAACACUCUCUCAAGCGAUCAAAACCAUACGCAAAGGGGAUCCAAGGUACAGAGGUGAUAUGAAAAUCAUAGCUCAAAACAAACACAACAUCCCCCAAAGAACAAAGUUGAUCACCAAAGAGAACAAAACACAGCUUGAAUUACCAAGGGCCGUACCUCAUUCCCCAGCAAGAGACAUUGGAGAUGCUGAGAUGGUGGUAGAAAUGCUUCACAACAAUUUUAAAUCACAUGAUAGCCCAAGCAAUGUUUUGCCAAUAGCUGCUCAAACAAAAGAUAAAGAAAAAAUUGAAUCAUUCAAGAGUAAGAAGAGAAAAUACAUAGUGAAAGACCAAAGAGAAGUGCCUGGAUCACAUCAUCAUGAGAUGAAUGCUAAAAGACAGGGCAUUAGGCAAAUAGGUGAUCUGAAAUUUGAUGGGUCAAACAACAAGGCAAUGAGUGUUGACACAAAGAGCACAGCUCAUAUGAUGUCAACCCCAAAAUCAAGAGUUAAUCUUGUCUCUUCUCCUCACAUUCCCCCUCAACUUCACCAUUUGAUAACAACCCCAAAAAAACAAGAUCCUCCCAAGUUGGAUCUGAGUGAGCUCUUCCAAGAGCUGUUUGGAGAGGAAACACCCAAGGGGCCAUCUUCUGCAAAAGACCUUCAGGAAGACACAGGAUCUUACAGUAUGCAGCUCAGUCAUGCAUCUGAUGCUUGGUCAGAGAUCCAAGGAAUUGAACACAAUGUAGACAUCUCUCCAGUCAAAGACCACACUUUAAGGACAGCUUCAAAGUUUAAGAAAGAUAUCACUCUUGCUAGCAAGGGUAUUCAGAAGAGCAUGGGAAAAGAAGAUACUCGGAUUAAACCACCCAAAUUAAAACCAAACAAAAUUGCAGGUGUAUACAACGGGUCAGAAGAUACCUCCACCAUAAGCCCAGCCCCUCAGUCAAUCUCAAGUAGGAUUUGGAAAGCAAAAGACAAGGGAUUGAAAGUAGAGAUCCCACCAAAACAUAUCUGGAGUAUUACACAUCCUAAAUCUAGUAAGGAGGAUAUCUUAAUGAAGGGUGGUGAAAAAACUAAAGGUCAUGUUAUCAAGUUUUAUCCCUCUGAUAUGGUUUCUUCAUCAAGCCAGGUGCAAAAUCAGGGCAAUUCCUUCAAAACCCUUCAUUCAGGUAAAGAUAUUGACAAAUCAAACCUUGACCAUCCAAAAGAAGGAAUCAGUAUGUGGCCAGAAGCCAUUACCAUUGUGGAUGCACCACCAAAUUCCCCUUCAACAAAUGUCAACACAGAUGAAGAUCAAGUAAUACCUAGUGGUUUUAGGCUUUUUGGUUUUGAUAUCAAACCAGCUGACCAUCAUGAUUAA
Melampsora larici-populina 98AG31 is the source of this 3303-nucleotide messenger RNA. RefSeq lists its product as uncharacterized. The coding region runs from base 1 to 3303 and encodes 1100 amino acids. The record is from RefSeq and is a predicted model, not a curated record. The transcript has 3 exons. Lineage: Eukaryota; Fungi; Basidiomycota; Pucciniomycetes; Pucciniales; Melampsoraceae.